Messenger RNA from Durio zibethinus, 2320 nucleotides. RefSeq names its product diacylglycerol kinase 5-like. The record is from RefSeq and is a predicted model, not a curated record. Gene Ontology annotation, biological process: phospholipase C-activating G protein-coupled receptor signaling pathway. Gene Ontology annotation, cellular component: membrane. Lineage: Eukaryota; Viridiplantae; Streptophyta; Magnoliopsida; Malvales; Malvaceae. Gene Ontology annotation, molecular function: ATP-dependent diacylglycerol kinase activity.
CAUUGAAUUCAAUGAUGAUGAAGUGGCAUUUCAUCUAACCAUGAAAUGAGCUGUCCAGGUGCGAGAUGGGAAGGAGCCAAAUCACCCAUUUCAAAUUCCAAAGAGGAUGAAAAAAGUACAGUUAUAAAUAAUUGGUUUGGAUUGGCGGAAGAGGCCAGGAGAUUUUAAUACAAAAAAACAAGGAAAGUCUAUGCACAUGAAUUCUGAAACCAGCAGUCGUUAAUUUGCCAUUUUUAUUUUUUUUUUCCCUUCUUUAAUUUGCUUUUGGAGAUCAUAAGCAGGUCUUUUUUUUUACCAAAUACUCACUUCUUUCUAGAUGACGUCUAACUGUUUGUGACAUCUUGUACAAAAGGUUCAUCUUCCGGAGGACGAGUGGUGCGGCGGUGCGAGGCGUAACCAGAAAGAAAGAAAGGCCAAAAUCAUUCCUUUUCCCUUGUUUAAAUCUUUCUCUUCUUAUGUAAAACAUGGGUAAUUCUCCUUCAUUCCGGAAUGAUCAGAAUGAAAAUCGUGGAAGAAGAAAAAGGAAGUCCUGUUUCAAAUCAAAUCAGUUGGGCCCGGCAAUGGCGGAUUCUAAAUCCGACCCUGACUUCUUGAAGGAAUUCUACAUUCCUACAUAUAUAUUUAAUGAGGAAACAAAGACCUCCUAUGUUCCCGAUGCACCUAAAUUUCCAGUGCUAGCGUUUAUCAACUCCAAAAGUGGCGGUCAGUUGGGUGGGGAUCUUCUUAAAACAUAUAAAACUGUCCUCAAUGAACACCAGGUUUUCGAUGUGGGACAAGAGGCCCCUGAUAAGGUGCUUCGCAGAGUUUACACUAGACUGGAAAAGCUGAGACAAGAAAAGGAUGAAUUUGCUGCAAAGAUUCAUGAGAGACUAAGAAUAAUUGUUGCUGGUGGUGAUGGGACAGCUGGCUGGCUUCUGGGGAUUGUUUGUGAUCUUAAAUUGCCACAUCCACCUCCAAUUGCUACAGUUCCUUUGGGAACUGGAAACAAUUUGCCGUUUUCUUUUGGCUGGGGCAAGAAGAAUCCUGGGACUGAUCGUAAUUCCGUGUUGUCAUUCUUGGAACAAGUAAUGAAAGCAAAGGAAAUGAAAAUAGACAACUGGCAUAUUCUCAUGAGGAUGAGAGCUCCAAAAGAAGGUUCCUGUGAUCCUAUAGCACCUCUUGAGCUACCACAUUCUUUACAUGCAUUUGGUCGUGUCUCUUCAACAGAUGAACUGAACAUGGAAGGUUACCAUACAUUUCGUGGUGGAUUCUGGAAUUACUUCAGCAUGGGAAUGGAUGCUCAAGUAUCUUAUGCUUUUCACUCUGAGCGAAAGCUGCAUCCAGAAAAAUUUAAAAACCAGUUGGUUAAUCAGAGCACUUAUGCAAAGCUUGGUUGUACACAAGGGUGGUUUGCCGCUUCUGUUUUUCAUCCUUCUUCAAAGAAUGUUUCCCAGCUUGCAAAAGUGAAAAUCAUGAAGAAACAUGGUGAAUGGCAAGACCUCCACAUACCACACAGCAUAAGGUCGAUCGUAUGUCUCAACUUGCCCAGCUUUUCUGGUGGUCUAAAUCCUUGGGGAACGCCAAGUGGCAGAAAACAGCUUCAUAGAGACUUGACUCCACCUUAUGUAGAUGAUGGCCUCCUCGAAGUUGUUGGUUUUAGAGAUGCUUGGCAUGGGCUCGUGUUGCUGGCUCCAAAUGGACACGGAACUCGGCUGGCACAGGCACACCGAAUCCGCUUUGAGUUUCACAAAGGUGCUGCUUACCAUACGUAUAUGAGGAUUGAUGGGGAACCUUGGAAGCAACCACUGCCGAUUGAUGAUGAUACGGUUGUGGUUGAAAUUUCUCACCUUGGACAAGUGAACAUGCUUGCAACCCAAAAUUGCCGAUCGAAAAGUGUCCAUGAUGGUACCUCAUCAACUAGUCAUCAUAAUGGUGAGGAAGAUGAUAGUGAUGAAGAAGACUCAAGAAAUGAGGCAGAUGAGUAUAGGAAAUUUGGUGCGGCAGACACGUUCAGAAUCGCAGAUGAGGUUGAUAUUUCUCUACUUAGUUAAACUUGAUAUUUCAUUUGUUGUGCUCAUUACUUAACGUGUAACAGUGAUUCUCGGGGUUCAGUAUUAGUUUGGUUUCAAUAUUACUGUAAAAGUUGCCAUUCAUAGUUAGUUAAUUUGCUCGUCUUAGAUGAUCCCAUCUUAACGAAGCCCUUAUCUGGGGGAACUUGACGUCUUACCGGUAUUUUGGUUUCGGUUGGGUUGGGUAAUUUGGCGGCAUUGAAAACUGUUUUGUUAUCUUAAAAGUUUCCCCGUUUUGUGACUGUUAAUCAAGGUUUAUGCUAUUCAUUUUU